Messenger RNA from Molossus molossus (Pallas's mastiff bat), 1519 nucleotides. RefSeq names its product smoothelin like 1 (gene SMTNL1). Bases 78 to 1514 code for a protein of 478 amino acids. Lineage: Eukaryota; Metazoa; Chordata; Mammalia; Chiroptera; Molossidae. Gene Ontology annotation, cellular component: filamentous actin; microtubule organizing center. The transcript has 8 exons. Gene Ontology annotation, molecular function: protein binding. Gene Ontology annotation, biological process: actin cytoskeleton organization. The record is from RefSeq and is a predicted model, not a curated record.
CCAGCAGCCCAAGAGUGAGGCCACUCAGCUAGAAGAAGGAGACAGCUCCCAAGCCCCUGGGCAGAGGCCCUACAGAGAUGGAGCGGAAGGAAGGGAAGCCCUCUGAGGAUGGGACCACUGUCUCCCAAUCCGCAGGGACCCCAGGGACACCAGGAGGUGAAGCUUCAGCAGAGGAGGAGGUCAAAGGCACCGUGGGGAGCAUCGCCACAGAGGGGCCUCCGGAUGAGGCAGGAAGGCAGGAAGGCGCUCCAGCCAAGGCUGGCGUUUCAGCCGAACUCCAGGGGGAAGCCAAAGGGUUGGAGUCCAAAGUAGAGGCUGAACUUCCAAAGGAGGACAGUGGAAAGAAAGAGACCAAAGAGAUUCCUCAGGAGAUGACUGAUGGGAAAGGAGAGAACAAAUCCGAACCCAAGGAGGCUGAGGGGAAAGAGGGGCCAGUGUUGGCCUCUGAGAAGCAGAAGGCUGAGGAGAAAGCAGACAAGCCCGGAUCCAGGGAGGAGGCCGACGUGGAGGACAAGGCCAAGGCUGAGCUGAAGCAGGCCACUGGGGAGCAGGAGGCCAGGGCUGGAGCCAGCAAGGCAGAUGGGGAGCAAGAGGCCACCACAGCCUCUCAGGAGAAGAGCAAAAAGACGGAGGAGCCCAAGGCUGCAGUGGAGGCGAAAGCCAGCGCCCCAGAAGCCAAGUCGGACCCUGAAAAAAAGGCUGCUCUGGAAGAUGAGGCCAAGGCUGAACCACAGGACAAUGACAUGGGGGAGGAGGUGGAGUCAGGUGCUCCCAAUGAAGAGCAGGACCAUGAUGUGGAGAGAGAGUCAGAGGAAGGGGCAGGGGAGAGUCCCAGCUCCCCUGAAGAAUGGCCUGAAAGCCCCACGGAGGAGGGUCAUGGCCUCAGCCCGGAUGGGUUGAGCCCAGACACCGCAGCUUCCGGAGAGACCAGUCCCUCAGCCAGUGAGUCUUCAUCCAGCGAGAUGCCCCAGAGCCCCACAGAGCCCCCUCCUUCCCAGGAGAAGAAGAAGGAGAAGGCACCAGAACGCAGGGUGCCAGCCCCUGCCCGGCCCCGGGGGCCCCGUGCACAGAACCGCAAAGCCAUCGUGGACAAGUUUGGCGGGGCAGCCUCGGCCCCCACGGCCCUGUUCCGGAACACGAAGGCAGCCGGGGCAGCCAUCGGCAGUGUCAAGAACAUGCUCCUGGAGUGGUGCCGGGCCAUGACGAGAAACUACGAGCACGUGGACAUUCAGAACUUCUCGUCCAGCUGGAGCAGCGGCAUGGCCUUCUGCGCCCUCAUCCACAAGUUCUUCCCGGAUGCCUUUGACUACGCCGAGCUGGACCCCGCCAAGCGCCGGCACAACUUCGCCUUGGCCUUCUCCACCGCAGAGAAACUGGCCGACUGUGCCCAGCUGCUGGAGGUGGAUGACAUGGUGCGGCUGGCGGUGCCUGAUUCCAAGUGCGUCUACACCUACAUCCAGGAGCUGUAUCGCAGCCUAGUGCAGAAGGGGCUGGUGAAGACCAAGAAGAAAUGAGCUGA